AUUCAGUCACAGUCACAGCCACCAUGCCAGGGAGGACCUGGGAGCUGUGCCUGCUACUGCUGCUGGGGCUGGGACUGGGGUCCCAGGAGGCCCUACCCCCACCCUGUGAGAGUGAGAUUUACUGCCACGGGGAGCUCCUAAACCAAGUUCAAAUGGCCAAGCUCUACCAGGAUGACAAGCAGUUUGUGGACAUGCCACUGUCUAUAGCUCCAGAACAAGUCCUGCAGACCUUCACUGAGCUGUCCAGGGACCACAAUCACAGCAUCCCCAGGGAGCAGCUGCAGGCGUUUGUCCACGAACACUUCCAGGCCAAGGGGCAGGAGCUGCAGCCCUGGACCCCUGCAGACUGGAAAGACAGCCCCCAGUUCCUGCAGAAGAUUUCAGAUGCCAAACUGCGUGCCUGGGCAGGGCAGCUGCAUCAGCUCUGGAAGAAGCUGGGGAAGAAGAUGAAGCCAGAGGUUCUCAGCCACCCUGAGCGGUUCUCUCUCAUCUACUCAGAACAUCCCUUCAUUGUGCCUGGCGGUCGCUUUGUUGAGUUCUACUACUGGGACUCCUACUGGGUCAUGGAGGGUCUGCUCCUCUCAGAGAUGGCUGAGACGGUGAAGGGCAUGCUGCAGAACUUCUUGGACCUGGUGAAAACCUAUGGGCAUGUCCCCAAUGGUGGGCGCGUGUACUACCUGCAGCGGAGCCAGCCCCCACUCUUGACCCUCAUGAUGGAUUGCUACUUGACUCACACCAAUGACACCGCCUUUCUACAGGAAAACAUUGAAACACUAGCCUUGGAAUUGGACUUUUGGACCAAGAACAGGACUGUCUCUGUGAGCUUGGAGGGAAAGAACUACCUCCUGAAUCGCUAUUAUGUCCCUUAUGGGGGACCCAGGCCUGAGUCCUACAGCAAAGAUGUGGAGUUGGCUGACACCUUGCCAGAAGGAGACCGGGAGGCUCUGUGGGCUGAGCUCAAGGCUGGGGCUGAGUCUGGCUGGGACUUCUCUUCACGCUGGCUCAUUGGAGGCCCAAACCCCAACUCGCUUAGCGGCAUCCGAACAAGCAAACUGGUGCCUGUUGACCUGAAUGCCUUCCUAUGCCAAGCAGAGGAGCUGAUGAGCAACUUCUAUUCCAGGCUGGGGAACGACUCCCAGGCCACGAAGUACAGAAUCCUGCGGUCGCAGCGCUUGGCCGCCCUGAACACAGUCCUGUGGGAUGAGCAGACCGGAGCCUGGUUCGAUUACGACCUUGAGAAGAAGAAGAAAAACCGGGAGUUUUACCCAUCCAACCUCACUCCACUCUGGGCCGGGUGUUUCUCUGACCCUGGCGUGGCGGACAAGGCUCUGAAAUACCUGGAGGACAACCGGAUCCUGACUUACCAGUAUGGGAUCCCGACCUCUCUCCAGAAGACAGGCCAGCAGUGGGAUUUCCCCAAUGCCUGGGCCCCCCUGCAGGACCUGGUCAUCAGAGGCCUGGCCAAGGCACCUUUACGUCGGGCCCAGGAAGUGGCUUUCCAGCUGGCUCAGAAUUGGAUCCGAACCAAUUUUGAUGUCUACUCGCAGAAGUCAGCCAUGUAUGAGAAGUAUGACGUCAGCAACGGUGGACAGCCCGGUGGGGGAGGAGAAUAUGAAGUUCAGGAGGGAUUUGGCUGGACGAAUGGCGUGGUCCUGAUGCUGCUGGACCGCUAUGGUGACCGGCUGACCUCAGGGGCCAAGCUGGCUUUCCUGGAGCCCCACUGCCUGGCGGCCACCCUUCUGCCCAGCCUCCUGCUCAGCCUCCUGCCAUGGUGACAGCCCUCCUCUCCUCACCUGGCCCCAGCUCCUGCCCCAUUAAACCUCUGCACCAGUUCCUGCCUUCCCCUGCCUCUUCAUGCCCUCCUACCUCCCAGCCUGUCCUCAGAGCGAAGUGGAGGGCAGGGUCACGACCUGGAGGUCAUGGGUAGGGGCCUAGCUCCCUCCUGGAACCUUGAAUAGGGUGGAAAUCCUGCUCUGGAGGGAAGACCUAUCCCCAAGUGCCUCAGCGCCAAGCCCCACACCGGCCUUCCACUCACUUCCGUAGUCCAAAGGCUUUAUUGUUCUGCUGAAAUGCUUACAAAUACUGAAAACCCCCAGCCUGGGCCCAGGCAACCAAGGGCUCAAUGCUGGGAAGGAGAGCAGGGGAGGUGGGCUUAGUGUUAAGGCGUGAAGGGCGAGGCCAGACAGCUGGAGGCCUGGUCCUCCACUCUCCAUUUCCAUCACCCUUCGGAGGCUGAAGGAAGGGCGGCGGCACCACAGGGCCCUUCCCCUCUGCUGCAUCAUCUCCUGCUCAGGCUUUCUCUCUAGGAGCAUUGGAGGAAUCCUCUUUCCCUGUCGGAAACUCAACACUGUACAGAACUCCAACCAUAACCCUUCUAGCUUCCUCUCCCAACUGCAUCGCUCCUCCUCUGUUCCAUAGAUCCCCCGGCUUCAUCCCUUCUGGCUCUAAGCAAGGCACCAGUGGAAGGGAGAGGGCUGGACUGGGGGGCUGGCAGCCUGUGCAUCAGGGCUGAAGACACAGGCAGGGGGAAGGAAAAAGGUAUUCAGUCCCUUCCCCCCAGCAUGAGAUGCCCAGGGGCCUGGGCUGGAGAGAUGAUGGCACGUACCCUCAGAUGGCCCACAGCUGAAGCAGUGGGCUGGGCCACAGAGCUGCAGCAAUUAGUAUGUAACCAUGGCAAUGAAGCAGUCACUAUGGUAACCAUGGUGAUGAGUCUGCAACUAGGGGAUGGAGCUGGGACCUCAAGGUUGA
Homo sapiens (human) is the source of this 2748-nucleotide messenger RNA. RefSeq names its product trehalase (gene TREH). Gene Ontology annotation, biological process: trehalose metabolic process; carbohydrate metabolic process; animal organ morphogenesis. The transcript has 15 exons. The coding region runs from base 24 to 1775 and encodes 583 amino acids. The record is from RefSeq and is marked reviewed. Gene Ontology annotation, molecular function: alpha,alpha-trehalase activity. Lineage: Eukaryota; Metazoa; Chordata; Mammalia; Primates; Hominidae. Gene Ontology annotation, cellular component: plasma membrane.